Messenger RNA from Amorphotheca resinae ATCC 22711, 1205 nucleotides. RefSeq lists its product as hypothetical. The record is from RefSeq and is a predicted model, not a curated record. The transcript has 4 exons. NCBI's taxonomy places the organism in Eukaryota, Fungi, Ascomycota, Leotiomycetes, Helotiales, Amorphothecaceae. Gene Ontology annotation, molecular function: acyltransferase activity, transferring groups other than amino-acyl groups. The coding region runs from base 300 to 1070 and encodes 256 amino acids.
GAUUACUUCAAGACUCCCAGUAUCUCUCGCACGACAGAUAAUUAUAAGCACUGCCACAUAUUGACAGAUCAAUAUAUCCGUCAAUCUGAACCGAAUCUCAACAGGAAGCUCCCCGGAUAUUACAACCUUGAUGUCGGUUGAUAGACGCCAAAGUCUUCAUUGCCUUCGUUUUCCAUCUCGAUACGAAACAGUGUCGAGAUCCCAGCUUUCUAAACAACAUACGGGCGAUAGCACCAGGCCAGCUGAAAAACCGUCCUGUCCAGAAAUACCAUAUCAGUCUUCCGUAUCCAACCGCAAUCAUGGAGCAGAUUAAUAACAAUAACGCCAUGUUAACCACCGAGAAAAGCCGUAGUAUCUCUCCAGCAAGCUCGGAAGAAGUCCGUGUCAUUGGCAUUAAUGAGUAUGAGGAGGCGGCUCAAUGCCUGUCUGAAGCCUUCGCCGUUGAUGAAGUAGCAAGAUAUUUCAUUGAUACCGAUGAUAUGGCUGCUUAUUCGGAAGAGCACAAGUGGAAGCUUCAUUGCGAUAUCAUUCGGUAUAUGACUGCUGCUCAUAUCUACAAAGGCAUUGCGACAACUAUUGGGCCGAACUAUGAUGCUGUUGCUCUUUGGAUGCCCCCUGGCCAGAAUAUGAAUGACUGGUGGACAAUCUUCCGUAGUGGCAUGUGGAGACUCUAUUACAAGCUAUCAUCUGAAGGCAGGAAACGUUUCUACAAUGAGUUCAUGCCACUCUUGCACGAUACCUUCCACGAUAUCUUAGGACACCGUGAGAAUGAUGCCUACUACCUUGUGUAUCUAGGUAGCAAGCCCAGUGCUCGCGGGAAAGGAUAUGCGAGGAAGCUGAUCGAGCAUAUGACAGCCCGGGCUGAUCUCGAAGGUCGCCCAACCUAUCUGGAAUCCAGUGCAGCAAGCAACAUCUCGUACUACAAUAAGUACGGUUUCAUCGAGAAGAAGUUCAUCACUCUUGAGCGGGGCCCCAAGCCGGUCAGGUUGCAUAUCAUGGUUCGAGAGCCCCAGAGCGUAGCUGGGGGCUCGAAGGCCGAGGGACAAACUGUAAAAAUCAGAGCCCUUUGAUAAUCUGGAGGCUCGACGCAGAAGGAAUCUGAAGGCGAGGGACAUCUUUGCAGUAAUUUUCUUUUAUUCUUUUUUGGUGCCUUGACUUUUACUAGGUUUCGAUUCCCUGGCAAGAAUGGUUAUCUUCCUGUUUUG